This is a messenger RNA of Nannizzia gypsea CBS 118893, 1431 nucleotides long. RefSeq names its product aldehyde dehydrogenase. The transcript has 5 exons. The coding region runs from base 1 to 1431 and encodes 476 amino acids. The record is from RefSeq and is a predicted model, not a curated record. Lineage: Eukaryota; Fungi; Ascomycota; Eurotiomycetes; Onygenales; Arthrodermataceae. Gene Ontology annotation, molecular function: aldehyde dehydrogenase (NAD+) activity.
AUGGCUGCCAAACUCGAUUUUACCACCUUUCGCAAUGUCAUCAAUGGAAAAUUGACCUCUACAGCAGAGACUCGCCAUGGCAUUAACCCUGCCACCGGUGAGCCUAACGCAGAGGUUCCAGUCUCAACCGCUGAAGAUGUAGAUGCUGCUGUGGCCGCUGCCCAGGAAGCAUUCAAGUCGUGGUCCAAGACCUCGCAUGAAGAGAGAGCGAAGGCCGUUGUCGGUUUUGCAGACGCCCUCCAGGCGCACUCGCAACAGUUCUUGGACCUUAUUGUUCGUGAACAAGGGAAGCCAAAACAAGUCGCUGGAUUCGAGGUUCAGACAGCUGUGGAAGCGCUUCGUGCCGAUGCUCAGCUUGAACUGAAACCCACUGUUCUCAAGGAUACCAAAGAAAUGAAAGUUAUCCAGCGCUUUACACCUUUGGGCGUGGCUGUUGGAAUCGUUCCCUGGAACUUCCCUUUAAUGAUCGGUGCUCUCAAAAUAGCACCUGCUGUCAUGUCAGGAUGCACAGUCAUCAUCAAACCAUCACCCUUCACUCCAUACACAAAUCUCAAGGCUGUUGAGCUCGCUCAGCAGUUCUUCCCUCCUGGUGUCAUUCAAGUUCUUAGUGGUGAUGAUACACUAGGACCGAUGUUGACUGAGCAUCCUGGCCCAGCAAAGAUCAGCUUCACAGGGUCGACCGUCACCGGAAAGAAGGUGAUGGCAAGCGCUAGCAAGACCUUGAAGAGAGUCACUCUAGAGCUUGGAGGAAACGACCCAGCCAUCAUUUGUGAGGAUGUCGAUAUAGAGAAAGCUAUCCCAAAGAUUGCAUUCGCCGCAUUUAUCCAUUCCGGUCAAGUCUGUGUGGCCAUCAAACGUAUCUUCGUACACGAAUCUAUCUACGAGAAAUUCCGUGAUGCUCUUGUGAAUGCUGUUAAGCAGUUCAAGGUCGGAGCUAGUGACGAAGAAGGUGUCACCCAUGGUCCUAUUCAAAAUGAAAUGCAGUUCAACAAGGUAAAAGAUUUGUUUGCCGAUAUCGAGAAGGAGAAAUGGACCGUUGCCACUGGUGGACGAAGCGAUCUUGGUCGACCAGGAUAUUUUGUCGAGCCCACUAUCAUUGACAGGCCCCCAAUUGACUCGCGUAUUGUUACUGAGGAGCCAUUUGGACCUAUCGUCCCGAUGGUGGCCUGGAGUGACGAGGCAACUGUCAUCAAGGACGCUAACAACACUAAGAUGGGACUGGGUGCUUCCGUCUGGUCAAAGGAUCUAGACCGCGCCCAGCGUAUUGCCGAUCAACUCGAAGCAGGCUGUAUAUGGAUCAACAGCCAUGUUGAACCAAGCAACGAUGUAUCAUUUGGCGGACACAAGGAAAGUGGUAUUGGAUAUGAAGGAGGAUUGGGUGGUCUGAUGGGAUACUGCAAUGCUCAGUCUAUCCAAAUCACUAAGAAUUAG